Messenger RNA from Mugil cephalus (flathead mullet), 1648 nucleotides. RefSeq names its product phytanoyl-CoA 2-hydroxylase (gene phyh). The record is from RefSeq and is a predicted model, not a curated record. The coding region runs from base 98 to 1102 and encodes 334 amino acids. The transcript is spliced from 9 exons. Gene Ontology annotation, molecular function: phytanoyl-CoA dioxygenase activity. Gene Ontology annotation, biological process: fatty acid alpha-oxidation. NCBI's taxonomy places the organism in Eukaryota, Metazoa, Chordata, Actinopteri, Mugiliformes, Mugilidae.
CGUCACCACGGUAGCCUCCCCCCGGCCUGACCCACGUAACACUCUGCUCCUCUGGCUUUUAAAGUAGGUGCAAACCAGACUACUGCCUGACGCGAAAAUGUCUCGAGCUGCGGAGAGACUCCGACUGCUGAUCAACCACCUUGAUCGACGCCCUACAGCGAUCGAAGCUGCACCCACUUCUGCUCAGACCUUCACCUACAGUCACCCACAGAGACUGAGAUACACUCUAGACACUGACCUACUGACCCCAGAACAGAGGCUCUCCUAUGAGGAGAAUGGCUUCCUCCUCAUCAAGAACCUGGUGUCUGAUGAGGACAUCGACAGGUUCAGGAAGGAGUUUGAACGCAUCUGUCGCCGGGAAGUGAGCGUUCCCGGCCUGGUGGUGAUGAGAGAUGUGGCGAUCUCUAAGUCAGAGUUUGUUCCCGAUCAGAAAGCCGUCUCCAAACUCCAGGACUUCCAAGAAGAUCCCGAACUCUUCCGGUACUGUGCCUUGCCUGAGAUCCUGAAGUAUGUGGAGUGUUUCAUUGGGCCGAACAUCAUGGCCAUGCACACCAUGCUGAUCAACAAGCCUCCUGAUGCAGGUAAGAAGACAUCUCGUCACCCGAUGCAUCAGGAUCUGCAUUACUUCCCGUUCCGACCAGCCGACAGAAUCGUCUGCUCUUGGACGGCGAUGGAGAGGGUGAACAGGCAGAACGGCUGCCUGGUCGUCCUGCCGGGAACACACAAGGGCACGCUGAAGGAGCACGACUAUCCCGAGUGGGAGGGCGGGGUGAACAAGAUGUACCACGGUGUGCGAGACUACGACCCGCACCACCCCAGGGUGCACUUGGAGAUGGAAAAGGGCGACACAGUCUUCUUCCACCCGCUGCUCAUCCACGGCUCCGGCAUGAACCAGACGCAGGGCUUCCGCAAGGCCAUCUCCUGCCACUACGCCAGCGGGGAUUGUUACUACAUCGACGUAAAGGGAACCACACAGGAGAACAUCGAGAAGGAAGUGAAGGAGAUCGCAGAAAGGAAGUACAGUCUGGGCGCCGAGGUCGACUUCAAGGAUACCUGGGCCUUCCGAGGUCGCCUGGUGCAGGGUGAGAGGGUUUCGCUGUGAAAGACGCCUGCGAGACCUCAGGUCGAUGGAGUGGAGCUGAAGAAACGGUGUUGCUGCACUGGAACACAAAGCAUUCGUUGUGGAAGAAAAAAAAUCUCAUCUGCCAUUUUCUAACCUUCAACCUCUAAUAUCUGAUAUCCUUUCAGUGGAAUUUUGAAAUGAAUUACGGUACAUUUACGUGAGGCACUUAACUUUGUCUAUUAAGCUAAUUUACUGAAAGCAAAGGGGUAUUAAUUGCACAAUUGUGACGCACGUUGAUGGAGAGAAAUGGUGAGGACGUGAGAAAUGAGGCAGAGAGGGCGAAAGCUUGGAAAGGCAGAGGGAGCGAUAGAAUCUAUUUUUAAAAAAUAAAUGUGUAAAUGAGCUGUAUCACUUGUUAAUAGACACUAAUGGAGGCCUUUACCUGAAAGCGUCCUGCCUUAUAAAUGAGCACGUUAGCAUUCAAACGCCCUCGUGCCUUUUAAUGUGAUUUUUGAAUGUGAGCGUCUUGUCGAUGCGUACGAAGUUUUAUUAAAAUUAAACAAACUCAGAAAUGAGUUGUUUGGA